UGCUUUGCGGCCGGAGCGUCAGGGGCGUCGUCAGGUUCCUCGCUCCCGGCUUCUUGAAAGAGUCCAAGAUGGCGGAGGGGGUGUUGAGCGCUGGUGUUAACCUGGAGGCCUUCGCCCAGGCUAUCUCGGCCAUCCAGGCGCUGCGCUCGAGUGUGACGCGCGUCUUUGACUGUCUGAAGGAUGGCCGGCGAAACAAGGAGGCGUUGGAGGGCCGCGAGAAGGGCUUCGUCGCCAGUUUCCAGGACAGCCUCCUCUCCGUCAGUCGGGACUUGGGAGAACUGGAGCGUCUAAGUAACCUUGUAGGCAAGCCCUCUGAGAACCAUCCUCUCCACAAUAGUGGACUGUUGAGUUUAGAUCCGGUGCAAGACAAAACGCCCCUCUACAGUCAACUUCUUCAGGCCUAUAAAUGGUCGAAUAAGUUGCAAUACCAUGCAGGGCUAGCAUCUGGCCUUUUGAAUCAGCAGUCUUUGAAACGGUCUGCCAACCAGAUGGGGGUAUCUGCCAAGCGACGACCAAAAGCCCAGCCUACCACCUUGGUGUUACCACCUCAGUAUGUUGAUGAUGUGAUCAGCCGCAUUGAUAGAAUGUUUCCUGAAAUGUCCAUCCACUUAUCCAGACCCAAUGGAACCUCUGCAAUGCUGCUGCUAACCAAGAUCACUGUGGAGAAGCUAAUUGCAGCUGCUCGGCAUGUUAACCUGUUCAAGAUAUCUGAAUGUGGAACUUCAUAAUUUCAGACUAUUUCCCGGAUUAGUUUUGCAAACUGAAAGAUCCCCUCUCCCUUUGGAGCCUGUGGUCAGAGCAUCUCAGUUCCAGCACAAACAUAUUGGCAUAGAGUUUGGAUAGAUUCCUUCUGAGCCCUCUGUGCUUUGGCCAAGACCAUCAUGAAGCCUUAGUGUCCUGAACAAGUGGAUGCGAAAAGGAGUUAAACGUGAUGAAGCAAUAAUAUAAUAAGGAAGGAUGCUUUCAAAAGAGAAGUCCGACUUUCUGCAUGGAAUAAGUAAGACAUAAGCUGUCGUGAAAUGGAGUGUAACAGGCCCACCUUGGCAAGCCAAGCACAUCUGCCUGCCCAUGUCCAUGAGCUCUGGGUGUCCUUCAGCCAGGGGUGCGCAGAGGGGAAAAGCAUUCAACAUCCAGCCAGAGAAGUCGGACGACAGGAACUCAGGCAGCAAGGGUUGUGCAAUGGUUAAGUGAGUCUCACACAGCCUAACAGCAGACCAUGGUUUAUGUGAAGGUUGUUUAAUGCUCUUCCAGUCUCUGUGAUAUUAGAAGCCAUGAUCAUGCACUGAAUAAUCAAAUCCCCGCAGACUGCCAUGGUGGCGUGCAGUCAGACAAGCCAGAAUGGGCUCCGUUGAAUGUGUGAACUGCAUCAGUGUCAUCUUGGAUCUUUCACAAUGGUUAAAACUCAGGGCCCUGGGUUGCUUGUAUGUUUUUGAGCACUGCUUAAUAUUUCUGCCGAAGCAAAGCAGUGAAGAAAGAUUAAUUAAUUGCUAUUUUUAUGCUUUAUCUUUCUGCUUCUUCCCUGUAAUGUACUACUGAGAAUUCUUAAGGGUAUUAAUUUGUGCCAGCUUUCCACACAAUGAUGCUUUAUUACAUGCUUUAUUACAUGUAUUAUGCCCCAAGGGAAACGUGGGACUUUGGCUAGGAUAGACAGGGUAGUUUCAGGCCUUAAAGUAGCUCUACCCUACAGCUGAUGCUCGUGUUCAGGUGCUCGUGCGGCCAUUAACAACUUGAUGGUGCCAUCUGUUGAGAAGUAGUCAUUUGUAGCACUGCACAAGCUUGGGCUGAAUACUUUAUUCCCACGCAUUUGGACCUGGGCAUUUAAAGGCAAAAAGGCCAAAACUUAGAGGGAGGUGUGUUUUUCCCUGCAAAGGUGCUGUGGGGAAGCAGCUCUUUUCACCUAAAAACCAAAGGUCUAGAAACCAACAGAACUGUAAUGAAAUUACAUUUUUGCAAAACUUCCCUAGUGUUUUUAGUAAACAGGGAAAUAAUCCGAGGCCAAGUGUAGGAGAGAAAUAGGCCUAUAGCUUUGAGUAUUCCUGCACCAGCCAUGCUGCUUUCUCUCUAAACAUGAAAGCCUCUGGAACUUUUUCCUAAAGCAUUAUGUAAUAAUGUUUAGCGUAAGUCUCACAGUAAUACACAGGUUUCCUAAACUUCAGACUUGCACCAUUUCUUCUUGUGUGUCCAGUUCUCUUAUUCUUUGCUAGGAUGAAAUAAUGGGUUGUUGAGUGCCCCUGUCUAGGAAACACUCUAGUAAUUUUAAGUGUGUGAGUUUUAGAAAAUCUCAACAUAUUUCUGUGAAUGUGUUCCUGGGAAUUCUAAAACACAUGUUUGGGAAGAAACCUUUUUUGAGUUUGCUUUGUGGACUUGGUGUGUGACUUCAGUUGAUAUGAGGAUUUUUUUCAACCAAGUAAAAUACCCUUUCCCAGCAUACGCCAUUCCAUUCCCUUCCAGUUGCUGAUUUUUGGUCCCCCACAUCCCCUGUAGCAGCCAGUUAGUAUUAAAAUGGCUGCUGGACAUGCCCUGGGUUGUUAGGGGAUUUGUGUUUUUCUCCUGAGGGCUGUUAAAGAAAUGCGUAAUAGAUAUUUAUUAUUAUU
Molecule: messenger RNA, 2594 nt
Organism: Varanus komodoensis (Komodo dragon)
Lineage: Eukaryota; Metazoa; Chordata; Lepidosauria; Squamata; Varanidae
Gene: MED27
Product: mediator complex subunit 27
Exons: 6
Coding region: 69-728 (219 amino acids)
Biological process (GO): regulation of transcription by RNA polymerase II
Cellular component (GO): mediator complex
Molecular function (GO): transcription coactivator activity
Source: RefSeq, a predicted model, not a curated record